AUGGGUGGGGGAGAGCCGGGGUUGGGAUCUGCGGAGGUGGUGCAGCAGCCUGAGCAGGCCGAUGCGGGCUCACCUGCGGCAGGCCGGCUGGGCCUUGAGCCGCUGCCUUAUGUGGUUGGCGAGGAUGGAGCCAAGCAGCCGGUGCCAGGCGCGCUGUCUAUCUUCCUUCGCAGCGGCACUGCGGCCGCCAUGUGCCUGGAUUCGCUGGCGGCCGCGCAGCCCGGCGCGCCGCCCUUCCUGAGGAUCCCCAAGGAGAAGCUUCUGGCCGACAUCCAGCUGCAGGGCGCCAUAUCGGACUUCCACCCCAUCAAGGACGCCAUCAGGGCGGCGGACUGCGACGCUCUCGCAGUGCGGCCAAACCUCGACGACGCAUACGGGGACGGCAACAAUUACGAGGUCGCAUGCAGCCGUGCCGCGGCCGAAGCCUGGCAGGCGGUGGAGGAGUGGAGGCGCGCGGCCGCCGCCGAGGCGGAGGCGGCCGCGUCCGCGGCGGCGGCCCAGGCGGCGCUGCCGAAGAGCAAGCGGCGGCGGGCGCCGCAGCCGUGGGUCGACCAGGGGACGGAGGCAGAGAUGGAGGCGGUCGCCGGGCCGCCGCCCCGGCCGCCGGCGCUUCUGGUGCUGGAGCGGCCCCUGCGCGAUCUGGUGGCGAGCCGGCAGCGCCACCAGCGGGCACAGCAGCAGCAGCAGCAGCCUCCGCAGGAUCAAGGCAAGCCGGCAUCGACUCAACCGCAGCAGCAGCAGCAGCAGCAGCAGCAGCAGCAGCAGCAGCGGGCGCCCCGGCUGGUGGAUGUGGACGCGUCUGACUUGUGGAGCAGCGCGCAGAGCGAGUGCCGGCCGUUCAAGGACCCAAACUACGACACGCGGCGCGCGCGGCGCGAGGCGGGGGCCCAGGCGGUGCCGCGGCUGGCGGAGAAGGGCGUGCAGGUCUGA
Messenger RNA from Monoraphidium neglectum, 930 nucleotides. Its product is annotated as flagellar inner dynein arm I1 intermediate chain. The record is from RefSeq and is a predicted model, not a curated record. The transcript has 5 exons. Bases 1 to 930 code for a protein of 309 amino acids. Lineage: Eukaryota; Viridiplantae; Chlorophyta; Chlorophyceae; Sphaeropleales; Selenastraceae.